Messenger RNA from Drosophila miranda, 2046 nucleotides. RefSeq names its product muscle M-line assembly protein unc-89-like. The transcript has a single exon. Lineage: Eukaryota; Metazoa; Arthropoda; Insecta; Diptera; Drosophilidae. The record is from RefSeq and is a predicted model, not a curated record. The coding region runs from base 1 to 2046 and encodes 681 amino acids.
AUGGUCCUGGCGAGAGCCAACACCGAAGAGCUCCAAAAGAAGCCGAUUUCCCAUAACGAGGUCUCGCUGACGGCCAAUUCAAACAAAGCUGCUGUCAAGUCCGAGCCACCGACCACGCUUUCGCAUGCGAACUUUUUUUUCCGCCACUUGUCAACCACAAAAGCAACAACGGCAGCGGUGGCAGGAUCCAAGGGACGCAAGAUGACCACACUCAGUGCCGCCAAGUCCGCCUCCACCCCCACAAUUCCGAAUUCCGACAACAAAACCCCUAACAAGAUCGACAAAAAGAUCCCCAGCAAGCCGGACAAAAGUACAGAUUAUAAGACAACAAACACAAAAGAACUCAAAGCCACCUCCAAGCCCACUACUAAGACCGAUAGGAAACCCACACCCAGCGCUAAAGAAAGCUCCAAGGACACCACUAGGAAGGGAGGGAAACCCACCACCAAGCCUUACAUCAAGUCCGACUCCAAGGCCCCCUCAAAGGCCGAAGGGAAGACUAACUCCAAGCAAGGGUAUAAGACGACGACAAUGAAUGAACUAAAGGGCACAUCAAAGACCCCCUCAAAGACCGACACAAAACAGAUUCCCAAAACCAAGCCAAAUACCAAGAUAACCACCAAGAUCGAUGCAAAACCUGGCACCAAAUUGCAACACCCAAAGCCCGACACCAAGGGCUCUAAGUCCGACACCAAGGGCUCCAAGUCCGACACCAAGGCCCCCGCAAAGACCGACACAAAACCACCCGCUCCCAGCUCUAAACCCCAAACGAAAAUCAGCACAAAGAUCGCCGCAAAGCCUCAAAUGAAGAGCCCUCAGCCCGACUCCAAAGCUGCCACAAAGGUUCAAACAAAACCUAACUCCAAGCAGGAAUAUAAGACAACGACAAAGAGUGAAGUGAAGGCCACCUCGAAAACGCCCACAAAGGCUGACACAAAACUCCCCCCCGGAACCAAAUCAAACACCAAGGUCACCACCAAGAACGACUCAAAGCCCACCGCCAAGCCUAAAACCAAAGUUUCUAAGACCGAAACCAAGGCCACCACAAAGACCGACACAAGCCCUAACCCCAGGCAAGAAUAUAAGACAACGCCGAACAUUGAAUCCAAUACCGCUACAAAUGCCCCAACUACGAUCAACUCAAAACCCACCACACCCACUGACAUCAAGACUACCCUGCUCGAUACCAAGGACUCCACAAAGGCCGACACAACACCAACCGCUAGGGCAGAGAGUUUGAUCACUACCCAAGGGGAAAUCAAGACAACCACCAAUACCCCUACUAUGAUCGACACAAAACCCACACCGAGCGCUAAGGCCACCACCAAACAGCCCGAGAGCAAGACCGAUCAGGUGCCCAUCGGUAAGACAGACGCAACCAAGACCAAGGGCAAGGCAGACAGCAAAACCGAGGCGAACACCCAACCCAAAAAACAGUCUAAAACGGACACCAAGUCUAACUCUAAGACGGACACCAAAGCCCAUUCGAAGACGGACACCGAGAGUCACCCCAAGACCCAUGCCAAGACAGAGCCAAAGACCAAUGCCAAGACCGAGACCCAUGCCAAAGCACACCACAAGCCCCACUCGAAGACCCAACCGAAGACUCAUCCCAAGCCCCAUGCCAAGCCCCACCCCAAGAGCCAUUCCAAGACCCACGGUAAGGCCCAGAAUCACCAAAACAAGAUCAAUGCCAACAAGACCGACACAAAAACCCCCACGAAAACUCAAAAGACUCGCCGUUCCAGCCGCGGCAAUGAAACGGUCAUCCAGAAUCCUGAUGUAAUCCACCAAGGAAACGAAUCAAAUUGGAAACUCCUGGAGACUCCCAAGCCGGAACUGAUAUCAACUACGCCCGUGGUUCCUGUUAAGGCAGAAAUAAUGUCAACUCUGACUACGGUUCCGACUCUACCGACGACCACCAGUCGUCCCCCUCUUGAAGGAUUCGCUCUAGUCGAAGCGGCGAGCUUGCAGGAGGUUGAUCUAGCCAUUCACAAAAUGAUGGAAAGCACCACUGUAAGCAUCAAAGAUAAAGGGCUUCGCUGA